Prorocentrum cordatum is the source of this 2577-nucleotide messenger RNA. NCBI's taxonomy places the organism in Eukaryota, Dinophyceae, Prorocentrales, Prorocentraceae. The record is from the annotation of a GenBank genome assembly.
AUGCCGGCACCACGCCUCGCAACAUCUUCAGGAACGGCGGAGUUCGCGUCGAGCCACCCGUGGGCGGCGUGCCCAGCCGGCCGGAGCGUGUCGUCGGAGGUCGGGGUGCCGGCGGCAUCCCUCGGCGGCGGCGUCCCCACGAUCGCGGCUCACGGCAGAGACGCCGCCGAGGCGCUGUGGGCGGUGGCGGCGGCGCUGCUGCUGGUGUGCUGCUGCUUGUGGCUCGUGCCGUGCGCUUUCGGCAGCCUGGCGGCGGACGCCAAGCCGAAGAGGCGGGCGAAGCGCGGCAUCGCGGCCGCCGGCGCCGGCGCGCUGGCCUCGGAGUCGGAGGACGACUCCCCGCGAGAGGCGGCCGCGCCGGAUCUCGAGCUGCCGAGGCUCGGAGGCGACGCCCGCGCCGGGCCGCCGCCCGAGGUGGGCGCGGAGCUGCGGCCCGGCCACGCCCCGGCGGCCGCAGGGCACCGCGGGCACCACCACCACGGCCAGCCGGCGGAGCGCACGCGCAUCCUCCAGUCCUCGUGGCAGCCGCUUGGGCGAGGACAGCAGGCCAGUCACCAUUACGGCGACGACGGUCUCCGGGAGGUCACCCAGCUGUUCGACGAGAGCAGCAUCUGGCCGGGCCAGGCGCGCGAGGCGUUUCUCCCGGGCAUGAGGGGCCCUGACGUCUUCGCACCGUGGAGAAAUCACGACGCGAGGGUUUGGGCAAUGGCCAUCUUGACGGUGUUGCCAGUGCCAUCGGGCAUCCCCAGCGGGCAGCUCGCUUUCACCCUUGUUCGGCUGGAGAUUUAUACCAUGCCUCUCUGCCCAGCAGAGGUGUUGGAGCACGUCUCGGACGGUAGGAGCGCCGACACGGAGGUCCUCGACGUGUUCACCGACCCCGACUUCGGGGCCGACGCGGACUCCUGGUUCAGCCCCAACGAGAACCGCGUCGCGAGCCGCCUGCACAGCCCCAACGUCUGGCUGCGGCUGCAGGAAUUCUCCAUGGAGGUGUACCCGUUCGUAGGAGACCCUUUCGCCGGCGGGGGUGGCAGGGCCGGCCGUGUGUACCAGGGCGAGGUGGAGGACUUCUACCUGGUGUCGGCGCUUCAGGCCAUCGGGAUGAAGCCGCAGCUGGUCGCCAAUUUGUUUGCCAACAUGGACUACUCUGAUCCGAUCUUAGGCGUCCACACCCUCCGCUUCUACAAGCACGGCCAGUGGGUGCCCGUCACCAUUGACGACCAGCUGCCCUUCGAUCGCGAGUACAACCCGCUCUGCAUCACCACCGAGUUCUGGCCCGACAUGGGCUGGGCCAGCCUGGCGCAGAAGGCCUACGCCAAGCUCCACGGCAGCUGGUCUGCCCUGGGAGGGGGCGGGCACGUCGAGGAGGCGCUGGUGGACCUGACGGGGGGCUGCGCGUCGCGCUUCGGCACGCGGGACGUGGCGCCGGACAGGCUCUGGCAGUACCUCUUCGAUACGCAGCGGUGGUGCGUCUUCGCCUGCAGCAUCGACGAGAAGGCGGCGGGCAAGCUGGGCAUCGCGGUGAAGAGCUUCUGGGCGACUUCCAUUUGGCGGGUUAAGAAGUACGACGGCAUCCCGUACGUGUGCCUGUGCACGUCGGCCCCCACGGCCACGCUGCGCGGGCUGCCCCACUGCCGCGUGCCCUCCGAGGAGUCCUACGGCACGGACGAGGGCUUCGUCUGGCUCCGAAUCGACGACUUCUGCUCCAUCUACGACAUCGUGUACGAGUGCAGGCUGGUGAACUCGGACCUCGGCUCCGUCGAGAAGACGGGCAUACCCUACAGUCCUGGAUGGGUCGUUGGCUACCCCUGGUUCGAGGAGAUGUGGGCAUACCAGGGCGACGUCUUCACCGAGGACGGCCCCCUCCUUUCUGUUCGACAUCAAGGAGGUGCCAAGGACCCCGAGCUCACGCUCGAGAUCUCGCAGACGGACCUGCGCUACGACGAGUCCAGGGGCCUCGACCGAGGGCGACGCGUGCAGGCCCCUCUGCUCCUGCGCUUCUACCAGUGCAGCGAGGGCGUCAGCGAGACGUAUGGUGGCGAACUUCAUCUGGUGCACACGUCGGCCUGGGGGCACGCCCGGGACGCGAUGUGCGGCGUGAAGGUCCUGAAACCUGGCAAGUUCAUCGCCAUGGUGACCCUGCCAGAUCAGUACGACUGUUUUCGCAUGAUCUUCCGCUGUUACUCUACGCGGCCAGUCGCGAUGAAGGUUGUCACGGCCCACCGCGCGUGGAUCGCCGUGCAGGGCAGCGCGCCGCUGCACGCCAUUCCGUACUCGCUCACGGGUUUCAUGCGCGUCGACAGCAUAGGCAAGACGUUACCCAUGCUGUUCAACGAGGCGGACGGCAAGGGCAUGAGCAUGGCCAGCCCGCUGGCUGGCAACCUGCCGAAACGUGGCGACCGCUCAUGGGCGAUCGCCUGGCACAACCUGCAGGAGGAGACGGUUGGGCCUGGGCAGUGGCGCCGUCUCCAUCGGCGGCAAGCGCAUCGACGGGGAGGCCAUCGUGGGCAGCUUCGGGGGCGCGGGCGCCCGGGCGACCGUCGGAUCCAAGGAGAUCGGGACGAGUGCAGCACCAUGUGA